Molecule: messenger RNA, 1734 nt
Organism: Daldinia childiae
Lineage: Eukaryota; Fungi; Ascomycota; Sordariomycetes; Xylariales; Hypoxylaceae
Product: Aspartate-tRNA ligase, cytoplasmic
Exons: 2
Coding region: 1-1734 (577 amino acids)
Biological process (GO): aspartyl-tRNA aminoacylation
Cellular component (GO): aminoacyl-tRNA synthetase multienzyme complex; cytoplasm; cytosol
Molecular function (GO): aspartate-tRNA ligase activity; RNA binding; ATP binding
Source: RefSeq, a predicted model, not a curated record
AUGUCUGAACCUCCCGUUGACCCGGCCCAAGCUGAGGGUUCUGCCCCUCCAGCCGAGGGUGAAGCUCCCGCCCAGUCUAAGAAGGGCGCAAAGAAGGCCGAAGCAAAGGCUAAGAAGGAAGCCGAAAAGGCGCGCAAGGCUGCUGAGAGAGAAGCUGCUGCUGCCGCUCAAAAAGCUGCUUCUGGUGGAAACGAGGAUCUCGCCAAGGAUAACUAUGGCGAUAUUACUCCCACAACCAGAGUUGCUGCAGACAAAGUACAACUCAAACAUUUAGGAGACGAGCAUAUUGGAAAAUCUGUUAAACUACGAGCAUGGAUUCAAAAUUCUCGUAUGCAAGGCGCAAAGAUGGCUUUCGUCGAGCUGCGAGAAGAGCGCAACUGGUCUAUACAAGGUGUCAUAUCUGCCAGCGCCGAGGGCAAGCUAGUCAGCAAGCAGAUGGCUAAAUGGGUUGGUGGCGUACGAUUAGAGAGUUUUGUGUUAGUCGAGGCCACCGUUCAGAAGCCUCUAGAGCCUGUCAAGAGUUGUCGUGUUAGCGACUACGAGUUACACUUAACAAAGGUCUAUUUGAUCGCCUCUGGUCCCGAGGUCCUUCCCCUAGGUCUUAAUGCCGCGAACAGGGCUAUUUCCAGCUUCGACGAUGAGGACCCCUCAGCACCUGCCCCAGCACCGACCGAGGGUGUCGAGAACCUGAGCAUUGCAGAAUCUGCUGCCGCGCCGUCUGCGAGCUUGUCUACGCACUUGAACAACCCGGCUCUGCACAAGCGAGCACCCGUACAGCAAGCUAUCGCUGAUGUUCGAAUGACGGUGCGAAAGCUGUUUAGCGAAUAUCUCGAGUCUAAAGAUUUCGUCCAGUUCGAGCCCCCUUGCCUAAUUGGUGCCGCUUCCGAAGGUGGCGCAAACGUCUUUUCGCUACCGUACUUCGAGAAGCAGGCUUUCCUUGCGCAAUCGCCUCAGUUUUAUAAGCAAAUUGAAAUUGCUGGUGGUCGAAAGCGCGUCUACUGUAUCGGACCAGUAUUCAGAGCAGAGAACAGUAACACUCCCCGACAUAUGACUGAGUUCACUGGUCUCGAUCUGGAGAUGGAAAUUGAGGACCAUUACCACGAGGUCCGCGACAUGAUCGAAGGCGUCAUGCUCUACAUCUUCCGAGGCCUCCAGGAGCGAUGCAAGGAGCAAAUCGAGCUCGUCCGAGCUAUUUACCCAUCAGACGAGUUUUUACUACCGGAAAAUGGCAAGGAAGUGCGACUCACGUUUGCCGAGGGCCAGAAGCUACUACGCGAGGAAGGACCUGAGGAAUUCCGCAACGUCUCAGACGAUGAAGACAUGAGCACUCCGCAAGAAAAGGCGCUAGGAGCCUUGGUACGCAAGAAGUUUGGCACCGACUUCUACGUGCUCGACAAGUUCCCCGAGGGUGCACGUCCCUUCUACACUAUCGAGGAUCCCGAGAACCCGAAGGUCACCAACGCGUACGAUUUCUUCAUGCGCGGCCAGGAGAUUCUGUCCGGCGGCCAGCGUAUCCACAUCCCCGAGCUGCUCGAAGCUCGUCUACGCAAGAAGGGCAUCGACCCCACGAGUCCCGGUAUCAAGGACUACGUCGACGUGUUCAGGUCAGCCGGUGUGCCGCCUCAUGGCGGUGGAGGCAUUGGUCUCGACCGUGUGGUCGCGUGGUACUUGAACUUACCCAGUGUGCAUCUGGCAAGCUAUUACCCCCGCACACCUAAGAGGCUCACCCCGUAA